AUGGCUGACCCUAAGAUUGAGAAAGGCCUAGCUGAACCAGAAGCGCCAAAGACUAUCGAGAGUGCGCUUCGACUACCAGCCCAGGGCAGGGCGCCCGGGAAGAAGCUGAAGAAAGACACCAAAAAUGAUCCAGGUGACAGUUUUUCGCAUGAGUACGUUUCGUUCCCCCCAUUUCCUGGCAGAGCGGAUGAUGAGACUUGGGAGGAAAGUCGAAAGGAGCAAGCGUCGGCGGAUGCAGAGCCUGUAGAGGAGAUUCAAAGGGAACAACCACCAAUGGAGGUAAAUUCAAACGAGCAGGAGUCGGCCAGCGAGUGGAAGCAGCGGCCACGCAGAGCUUCAUCGUUGUGGUUCUGGAACGGGAGAUGA
This is a messenger RNA of Colletotrichum phormii, 366 nucleotides long. RefSeq lists its product as uncharacterized. The record is from RefSeq and is a predicted model, not a curated record. Bases 1 to 366 code for a protein of 121 amino acids. The transcript has a single exon. NCBI's taxonomy places the organism in Eukaryota, Fungi, Ascomycota, Sordariomycetes, Glomerellales, Glomerellaceae.